Messenger RNA from Acomys russatus (golden spiny mouse), 1018 nucleotides. Its product is annotated as collagen alpha-1(XIII) chain-like. The record is from RefSeq and is a predicted model, not a curated record. Lineage: Eukaryota; Metazoa; Chordata; Mammalia; Rodentia; Muridae. Bases 508 to 936 code for a protein of 142 amino acids. The transcript has 3 exons.
UUGGGAAGUAGCGCCCGGCGCUCAUCCGAUCCCCGCGGCCGCGCCGGCUGUGUCAAGUUACAGAGGCGCCGGAAUCGGCCCCAGAGCGGCUCACUGCGGCCACGACCCACCUCUGCCCAUGGGGCCCUGCUUGCGCGCCCCUUCGCCUGGGGACUGACACCCGCUCUCCCCGGAGACACAAAACACCCAGAAGGACCCCGAGCAUCGCACCAGCAGGAGGACUCUGCAAAACAGAGAAGGGAAAGAGCGGGGAGCGGGGCCAGAUCCCCGAACUUGGAACAUUCUUCGAAAUAACUUUUUUCCUACUUUGGUGUACCCCGUUCGCGCCUUUUGGUGAUUCUUGGCUGUCCCCGACUUCGACUGCUCGUUUUCUGUCCUCUUUGGAGAGGGACGUCCUCCAGCCACGCUAGCCCCCUUUCUCCCUGCCUAACAGUUUGGAUCACUCCUCUUGGAUCUCGUUUUUAUUUAUUCUAUUUAUUUAUUUAUUGGCUCUCAAGACGCAAGGGGAUGGUGGCGGAGCGCGCCCGCAAAGCGGCAGCCUCCGGCACCCGUGGCCCUGGCGAGCUGGGUGCGCCCGGGCCCGGGACGGUGGUGCUGGCGGAGCAGUGCGCAAGGCUGCCGAGCCCCGGGUGCUGUGGACUGCUGGCGCUGGCGCUGUGCUCGCUGGCGCUCAGCCUGCUCGCCCACUUUCGGACCGCCGAGUUGCAGGCCCGGGUGCUGCGCCUGGAAGCGGAGCGCGGGGAGCAGCAGAUGGAGAAAGCUAUUUUGGGACGAGUCAACCAACUGCUGGACGAGAAAUGGAAGUUCUACUCGCGCAGGCGCCGGGAGGCCCCGAAGACGUCUCCAGGAUGUAACUGCCCUCCAGGACCUCCUGUAAGUACUGGCUGCAGCUGGUCCCCGUGUGUGAGUCUCAAAGGCCUGUGUCAUCUAUGGUAACAGGGCCCUGGGUGGGGCGCUGACAGCCAGGCCUCUGCUGUCCUCCAGGAGGGUCCCUCCGCAUGUCCCACAAAGAUCAAGG